Lachancea fermentati is the source of this 1554-nucleotide messenger RNA. The record is from the annotation of a GenBank genome assembly. Lineage: Eukaryota; Fungi; Ascomycota; Saccharomycetes; Saccharomycetales; Saccharomycetaceae.
AUGUCGUUUGAAGAAGAUUCAUCCCUAAAAAAGGAAGAAUGGCUUUGGCAGCCUGAUAUAGAAUGUGAACUGAAUGUUUUUGGCAGACCCGACAAGACUACGCUUGUAUUUGGUGUGUUUUACCUUAAUAGGCUCCUGCGAGAUGAAAAGAAAGUGAUAACCACCCUUUUCCAUAAACUUAAAAGACUGCUCGAUCCUUGGAAUAAAUAUUAUCCGUGGAAUCAAUUCAAGGGUGUUGAAAUUGCGAUUACAAAGAUGGAUGAUGGUCUCCCAUAUAUUUUUGGAUCACUUUGCGUGGAAGAUAAUAUCGAGCAAGAGGAAUCGUUGCUGGUUGCAAUUUUACAUGAGUUUUCACGGUCAGAGGGAAUGGAUGUUUUCAUCAAAAUAUGUGAUACGGAAGGUGAUUUCGUACUGAUGGAGUGUAAUGACGUUUUGCCAGAUGAAUAUGAGAGCCCGAUUGGAAACAACAGAGUCUGGUUGCAAGAAGGCAAAUUUAAGAUAAUUCCCCACACGUUUCACCCUGAAAGGGGUCUACGAAGUGACGAGGCGUUGAAUUUUCUCAUGAAUUCAUACUAUGCUUGCGUCAUUCCAGCCUCAAUAAAUAAAAGGCUUGAAGAGAAAGUUCUAUAUGGGUUUCCUAAGAAAAAUCUCAAAGAUUUGGUUCAGCUACCACUUAAAAUAUCAAAUGAAAAGCACAUGAAAAUCUUGAGAAAUAAUCCGCAGUUAAUAAGCUUAAUUUUAAAAAACUCCCUUGAUGAAAGGAUAACAUUGGAAGGAUGUGACUCCACUCCAAACUGCAAGUCUAAGGAAUUCCGCAUUUUAACUCCAAUAAAACACUGUAAGAUUAUUUCUUUCUAUCUUAAUUGCCUUUCAACACCGUAUGAGAAAAAAAGUCUUCCAUCUUUAUGCGGACAACUAAUUUCAAAGUCAUUAGACGACCUCAUUGAAAAGCGCAUCCUCGAUACUUUACCAUUGGAGUGGAAGGAAGAUGUAUCUAAAGAUUCUCUACAAGAAGAGCUGUGUGCCUUGGAUCUUUUGGAUAAGCCAUUUGAGCAUGAAAUGGUUCGCAUGGAUGCUCUCUCCAAAGACAGAACCUCAUAUUCUGACAUAGGUAGUGAAGAAGAAGUUAUGUCUCGUUUUCAGAAGUUUUUCUCCGAAGCUGGUAAGCUAGAUAGCAUUGAUGAGGAUAAAAUAAAUGAUAGCGAUUCUGAAAGUGGCGAAAGCGAGGUUGAUGAAGAAGAGGAAAUAAGAAAGUACUUUGAACGAGAGAAUAUCGAUAUUGAUGAGGAGGACUUUUUCGAGUUUUUCUUGACCGAAGCUUUGAAGGUCAAAAAGGAAGACCUGAAGCACUAUCAGAAUACCGAGCCAGAAGUUCCAGUUGCGAAGUUCGACAAAGAAUAUGAUCAGGAAGUACUAGAGCAGCUUGAUGAGUUUUUUCAAAGUCGAGAUGAAGACGGUGGUAAUGAGGAUGUGCUAGAACUUCUACAAGCAUUGAGUGUGGACGGUUCAGUUAAUGGUCCACUGGAUAUUUUAAUGAGAAAUUUGAGGGAAUAG